UCAGUCUCUCGCUUAUUGUGCGAGCGAGUCGGUUCGCUAUAUUUUCCCAACUUAGUUGUAUCAACUUGGGGUUCAGGAAUUAUAUCCUGUCCUAAAUCCGACAAAAAGGUCGACAACGAGACCACUUAUCGGUCGGUUGUGUAGCAGUGUCUAAUAUUGAGCCGGGUUUCUGGUGUUAUUCCUUUGUAAAUACUGUUAUUUGUAUAUACUGUAAAUGAUGACGUCCAUGGGCGGAAACCGAGCCCGGGGCAGCUGGGAGCAAACCCCAGGCCAGACACAGCACAAGCAGAGGCCUCAGGCUACUGCGGAGCAGAUCCGACUUGCGCAGAUGAUUUCAGACCACAAUGAUGCAGACUUUGAAGAGAAGGUUAAACAGCUGAUUGACAUCACAGGCAAGGACCAGGAUGAGUCUAUGAUCGCACUGCACGAUUGCAACGGUGAUGUCAACAGAGCAAUUAACGUGUUGCUGGAGGGUAACCCAGACACUGACUCUUGGGAAAUGGUGGGAAAGAAGAAAGGGGUGUCAGGCCCAAAGGAGACUAGCCAGGCAGAGACUGGAGAGGAAGGAAAAGAGAACAGGGAGAAAGGAGGAGAGAAAGAUGUAGCACGUCGUCGAGGUGGAGCUCUACGCAAGGGCCGUGGAGCCAGCAGGGGACGAGAGUUUCGUGGUCAAGAGAAUGGCUUGGAUGGAGCCAAGGCUGUCAUAGCUGGAAGAGGUGCAGAGCGAGGCCGAAGGGGAAGAGGCAGAGGAAGAGGAACUGUUGGAGUAUCUGGACGGCGAGGAGGCAGAUUUUCAGCGCAGGGCAUGGGCCAGAUUGAUAAGGGGCCCAGAUAUGAUAUUGCAGGAGGUGAGAGAACAUUCAACCCUGCUGACUAUGCGGAGCCAGCCCAGACUGAAGAAAACUAUGGAGGGGGCAGUACCUGGAACAACACAGGAAGUGCAGAGCUUGAGGAAGGAGCGAGGUUGGAAUAUGCUGCAGGAGAGGGAACAAAUUACCCGCCCAAGUUUGACUCUGCUCCUGGAGCCUGGAGGUCUGCCACAGAGGAGUGGGGCACUGAGGACUGGAAUGAGGAUCUUUCAGAGACCAAGAUAUUCACAGCUUCCAGUGUGGCGUCCGUCCCUCUGCCUCAAGAGAAUGUGACCAUCACCAAAGGACAAAGGAUUGACCUUGCAGUGCUCCUGGGAAAGACUCCCCCAUCCUCCUCUUCAGAGACAGAAAACCCCCCCAUGGAGGCCACCCAACCCCCAUCCUUGUCCCAGUCACUGGUUUUUAGUAACUCCAAGCAAGGAGUGCCGCUUUCCCAAACAUCGUCCAGCACCCCUUACACCCAGCACAGCAUGGUCAGCAUGCUGAGCAAGGGUUUCGGGGAUGUGGGGGACCCUAAAGGAGCUAGCACAGGGACCACUGGUUCUCAAUUCCUGGAGCAGUAUAAAACAGCCCAGGCACUGGCCCAGCUGGCAGCCCAGCACUCCCAGACUGGACCACCGAACACAACCCCUUCAUCCUGGGACACCAGUGCCACCUCACUGGGACAGUACGAAAUGAAAAAUCAGGCUGAGUCUGCAGUCCAUAUGCCCUUUACGAAGCGGCAGCCCUACCAGGCCGCCACCUCAACCUCGUCCAUGUUGGAUGUUUUCCUGCAGGACAAAGGUCUGCCUCCCUCCUCCUUGUCUUCUUCCUUACCACAACAAACAACAUCCUCAUCCCAUGCGGUGCCUCCGCCUGCUUCAUCCCUUCCCAAAAUGGCAGCAGUUCCUUCACUAGGUCAGCAAGUUUCCUCAAGUUCCUCAGAUGCCCAUGGUUCUAGUCCACUGCUGUUGCAGCAACACAAACUCAAACAGCAGAAGAAGAAGACUUCCAUUUCAACGAAGAUUCCUGCAUUGGCAGUAGAGAUGCCUGGCUCGGCAGACAUCACAGGUCUCAAUCUUCAGUUUGGUGCACUGCAGUUUGGGUCAGAACCAGUUCUACCAGACUAUGAGUCCACCCCUGUCACUACAACACAAGCCAACCAGGUUCACAACAGUCGCUACACUAGCCCCAGCAGUGAGUCAACUCCAGCUCUCUCCAACUCCAGUCAGAUGGACAUGUAUGAUCAGAGAGCUUCCCAGAACCGGCGCUACCCUCCCUCAGCCUCUUCCUCCCCUCAGAAGGAUAUGCAGCCCAAGAAUGGCUUCAGUUCGAUGCAAACUACACAAUCUGUGGAAGCUACAGCAGGCUCUGCAGUAUCGGUCAAGCCGGGUUCUGGUUCAGUCACGCCCGUGUCCAGCAUGGGCACUUUGGUUGACAGUGGCUCUGCCUCCUUGUUGUCUACAUCCAAUCAGACGUCCCUCAGCGGUCUGGGGCACAGUGAAGACCUGCCUCCCAACACCCUCCCCCCACCUCAACACAACAACUCUCACCAAUCGCAACAGAACAGCCACGUUCAAUCUUCAGUCCGGACAUCUAACCUUCUGCAUCACAGCGUAGACGGUGACUCAAGCCUGCACUCCUCAUCCUUCCCUUCCUCAGUGUCAGCCGUACAGUCAUCAGUUGCCUCCUCUUCCUCGGUGGCUGCUGCACAGGUGUCACUAGGGGCCCCUCAGGCCUCCUCUGUGGGCUCUACCACCAUUUCUGGCCUCGGCCCCGUCAGCAGUAUGGCCAUGGGCCUCAACACUGCCUCCAUUGCUGCAGCUGCUGCUGCAAUCGCCUCAGCGGCUUCCACCAUUCCUUCAUCAGCUACUUCCUCACGCAGCUCUGUGGCCUCAGGGAAAGCGCCUCCAAACCUGCCACUUGGAGUGCCCCCUCUACUGCCCAACCCAUACAUUAUGGCCCCUGGACUAAUGCACGCCUACCCUCCUCAGGUGUACGGCUAUGAUGACCUGCAGAUGCUGCAAACAAGAAUACCGCUGGACUAUUACAGCAUCCCCUUUGCAACUCCCACAACGGCGCUAACUGGCAGAGACGGCAGCCUGACGAGCAACCCUUACUCUGGUGACUUAUCAAAGUUUGGUCGGGGUGAUGCAUCAUCUCCGUCUCCAGCCACCACAUUAGCUCAGACACAACAGAACCAGAGCCAGGCGCAUCACACCACACAGCAGCCCUUCCUCAAUCCCGCACUGCCACCAGGCUACAGCUACACAAGCCUCCCAUACUACACUGGCAUGCCAGGCUUGCCCAAUACCUUCCAGUACGGACCUGCUGUGUUUCCGGUGGCUCAGACCUCGUCAAAGCAGCACGGUGUCAACGUUGGCGUCAAUGCAUCAGCCACACCCUUCCAGCAGGCUAGUGGCUAUGGUUCCCAUGGAUACAGCACUGGCUAUGAGGAUGUGGGCCAGGCUUCAGGGAGUGGGGAUUUCUGUAAGGGCGGAUACGGCACUGCCGUGGCCGCUGCUGCUUCUGCACAAAACAAGCCAGCCAGCUCUGUCACCGGGCCGGGAGUCGGAGUCUCUGUGACAUCAAGCAACACGGGGGUACCAGAUAUUUCAGGGUCUGUUUACACAAAGACGCAGCAGUCGUUUGAGAAGCAGGGUUUCCAUGCCGGCGCGCCAGCAGCUUCGUUCAGCCUGCCCUCGGCUCUGGGGAGCGGUGGACCCAUCAACCCCCCGACGGCUGCCGCCUACGCCCCGGCCCCCUUCAUGCACAUCCUGGCACCGCACCAACAACCCCACUCUCAGAUCCUGCACCACCACCUGCAGCAGGACGGACAGAGCGGGACCGGACAGCGCAGCCAGAACGCCUCCAUUCAGCAGAAGUCUCAAAUCAACAAGUCGGCAUACAACAGCUACAACUGGGGUGCAAACUAACAUCAACUGUUGGGGCCCCCGCGCUGUUGACAGAAGCUAGUGGGGGGCUCAUCACUCCUUUCGCAAACGGUCUCCACAUAUAAACUCCCCCCUCCCCCUGCAGAGGUUCCCUCCCCAGUCUCUUGGCCCAGCACUCCUGCAGCUCUGACUGCGGUCAGAGGAGGUGCUGUGCCGAGAGAACCAGCACCGCAAAGAUUGAUGGAUGGAUGGGCGGGAGGGACAAAAGGGGCUUAGAAGAGCGGGGAGAUCGGAGCUAAAUGGUUAUAGAAAUACACCGUCAAGAGGUGAAAUAUUGAGUGUUGGGAAUUUGUAUUGUGUUAAUCCCCCAGCCCCACCCAUUUUUCUUUGACUUGUAUGUAACAUAGAACUGUUUUCUAAAAGAAUGAACGUUUUAUGUCUGGUCUUUUUUUUUUCUUUUUUUUUGUCUUCCCCCUCCCCGCUUUUUUUCUUGCAGAUGGGGAGGAAUGAACUAAUAUCUAAAGGUGGGGGGGGACAGGCUGGUUUUGUAUUGCUCACCCUCAACUCCUCUCCUUAAUUUGUUGGUGGAACAAAAAAAUACCCAAAUACAUAAAUUUGCUUAAUUGCUGUUGAAUGUUUUUUUUUAUUUUUUAUGUAAUUUUAAGUUUGAAGAAACGAUUCUCUAAAUUGGUAGAAUUGUGAAGUUUAUUUUUUACCAAAUAUAGAUAUAUUAUAUAUAAAGACAUAUAAGCGAUCUCACUGGCUUGGACGGUGAGGAAAGUGUUUGUCAUGUGACUGCGUGCAUGUUUGUACACAUGGGGGCUGUGGUUGUGUACUGUGCUUUGUUUUUUGCCUAGCACAGAAUUUUUCAUUAUCCAACACUUGUACAGUAACUGUUCCUACAAAUUAUAAAUAUGUUGCAUAAAGGCCUCACCUAUUCUGCAAGAGAUGUUGAAUGAUUUCCAAGGCCAAUACACACCCAAUCUGCCUUCCAGUGUGUUUUUUGUUUUUAUUUUAUUUUUUGAGGCCCCCCACCACCUCCCUGCUCCACCACCUGUCUCCCAUUGUAAGGAAACCUGCAGCAUUGAAUACCGAUGGACAAAAUUGUACUAUGGUUUUUUUUUUUGGUCAGUGAUUUAUUUUGUUCUUUUUGUACUGUGCGUUUUAAAAACAAUUUAAAUGGAUAAACUUGUCUUGUACAUAUAUAAAAAAAACACAAGUACUGUAGUCCCUGUUUGUUCGAUGGCUUUCUCCUUUACCUUCUCAAGAAUCCUUGCAGACUUGUUAGCUUUUUGUUUCAUGUAUUUUUUUUUAUUUUGUAAAAAUAUAUAAAUAUUAAGUAAAUAAACAAGAAAACGACUUUCAUAAA
This is a messenger RNA of Cyclopterus lumpus (lumpfish), 5111 nucleotides long. RefSeq names its product ubiquitin associated protein 2-like (gene ubap2l). Lineage: Eukaryota; Metazoa; Chordata; Actinopteri; Perciformes; Cyclopteridae. Gene Ontology annotation, molecular function: protein binding. The record is from RefSeq and is a predicted model, not a curated record. The transcript has 30 exons. The coding region runs from base 215 to 3784 and encodes 1189 amino acids. Gene Ontology annotation, cellular component: cytoplasm; nucleus.